Messenger RNA from Acanthaster planci (crown-of-thorns starfish), 2873 nucleotides. RefSeq names its product methylsterol monooxygenase 1-like. The record is from RefSeq and is a predicted model, not a curated record. Gene Ontology annotation, molecular function: oxidoreductase activity; iron ion binding. Gene Ontology annotation, biological process: lipid biosynthetic process. Lineage: Eukaryota; Metazoa; Echinodermata; Asteroidea; Valvatida; Acanthasteridae.
CAAUCUUUGGUCUUACCGGUACCAUGAUCAGGUGAUAUUUGUGUACAUGCGCGCUAAGCGUGUACGAUCAGUCGAUCACCGGUCACCGACGCCGCGCCGGCACCGUGCACUGUGGACUCGACUGAAUCUUGACAACGUUCUUUUGCGCUGGUUCAUUCAGCUUUAAGGGUGCACAGUUUAUUAUUACCCCAAGCAGGCGGACUAAACCAUCAAAAGCGAACAGUCGGUUGGUUCUACAGGUACUUGUGUUACGAACUAGGCAAACAUGGCUGAAGAAGGAAUCAUCGGAACCAUGAGGUUGAGUGAGUUCUGGGAAUACGUCCCGGAGAAUCCACUCAAGCCUCCCGUAGAGAUGGCCUGGAACUACAUGACCGACAACUACACCCGAUUCCAGAUAGCAACUGUUGGUUCGGUUAUGGUGCACAUGUUGUCUUACUACCUGAUCAGCUUACCUUCGAUCAUUGCUCAGUUUCUACCCUUCAUGCAAAGGUUCAAGAUCCAAAAGGAUAAACCAGAGACUGCUGAGGGCCAGUGGAAAUGCAUCAAGCUGCUGUUGUUCAGCCAGUUGUGCAUUCAGUUACCUCUCAUCUGUGGGACCUAUGUCUACUGUGAAGUACUCAGUAUACCCUUUGAGUGGGACAAGAUGCCAGCCUGGUACGUACUGUUAGCCCAGUUCUACGGAUGCCUCGUCAUUGAAGACACCUGGCACUAUUUCCUCCACCGUGCCCUCCACGACAAGAGAAUCUACAAAUACAUCCACAAGGUUCACCACAAUUUCCAGGCCCCCUUUGGUAUGGUUGCUGAAUAUGCUCAUCCUGCUGAGACAAUGAUUCUGGGCCUGGGAACCAUGUGGGGCAUCCUACUCAUGGCUAACCACCUAGCCUUCCUCUGGGGCUGGAUGUUCGUCCGUCUCCUUGAAACCAUCGAUGUCCACAGUGGCUAUGACCUUCCCAUCAACCCUCUGCACCUCCUGCCAUUCUAUGGAGGCGCCCGAUUCCACGACUUUCACCACAUGAACUUCAAUGGCAACUACUCUUCCACCUUCACCUGGUGGGACAAGAUCUUUGGCACGGACCGACAGUACAAGGAAUACAUGGAGAAGGAGAAGGGGAACAAGAAAGAUUAAAUGCAGUCAAUCCCACCAAUGAAUGGACAAAAUAUGUGUCUAGCUGUAUAGAAAUAGGCGUGUUUCUGUUUUGGGGAGGGUAGGUCUAAAGUACUCAAACUCCACCUGAGCGCUUUCUCCCAAGUUUUGCCACUGGUUUUCAUUCAGCGUUAUUUUGCUCAGAAAUGGCAACAGCUUUGCAAAUCUCUCCAUAAAUUUGCCCCUAAGAUUUGUCUGCACAGCUUCACAUAACAUGUUAAUCUUUCCCACUGACCAUACCUGUGUAUAGAAACCACAAAAACUUGUUCGAAAGGAUUACCCUUGAGACAUUUUAAAGUGCACAAGAUUUGGUAAUGCUGUACAAUUUGUGGCCGGAAUACAUCACUUUAUACAUUCAUUGUUGAUGCCUCAUAAUUUUGCAUCAGUGAUCAGCAGGGUUGAAACGAAACCAACAAAUAUAUGCCAUUCUUACCAUUGAUUUUUUCUGUGUACGUUGGUCUUUAAUAAAGUGUUCAGUGGCAUUUUACUGCAGAAUUUUCUUUCUCCAUGUAGCCUUACAGAAUGACAGCAGCUUAAUGUUUUUACACAUAGAAUAUAUCCUAUAACAAAAAUAUUCUAGUGAAUACAAACACAUAUGAGAAUCUUUAACAUUUACCUUUGUAAAGCUAAAACCUAUUACAUAGGUGUAUUAAUCCGGUCUGAGUAUUCAUUGGAAACAUUUUACAAUGCAUGUUGUAAUAUAAGUAAUGAUUUAGAAAGUAUGUUUUAAAGCAAGAAUGUGAGCUGUUCAAAGUGAAUAAUAUUUAUAUAAUUGGCAAAAUCCAAAGCAAGGUAAAGAUUGUGUCUCAUGCUGUUUCCCUUUGUAAUAAAAGUAUUAGUGAACAAACCAAUGGAAAAAAAUGAGCAAAUUAUAAUGAGUUUCUGCUGCAACAUAUUGGCGCAGCUUUGAAGACCAUUCAUUGCUUCAGGAAUUUAAUGGUCAGUCUUUCGGUGCAGUAUUUCCAAUUGGAAAUCUGCGGCUAACUUGAUGCAGUCAUUUCCCUAGAGCUGGAAAAAGAAUGUGGGCAGCAUGCACCAUUGUUACCUGACCUUAUUGUCUACUGAUAAUUCUGUGAUUUAAGAAUAAGCAUUACAACACUCUGAACUUUGGACAGUUUGCUUUAGGCUAUCUGGCUGAAAGCCAAUAAAAGAUUGUGAUGUGAUGUGACGUGACCUUGUAUUUGAUGAAUUAAUUGUUUCAUCAUGCAGCGCAACAGUUGAAAAUGAAUUUUGUUGGAGGAAAAAAAUUAGACCUUUUUUUCAUUAUUACUUUGCGUAAAACUUUUUUUUCCAAGAUCAUAUGCUUGACUUAAAGAGUAAUUCCAAGUAAUGAAACAAUAUCACAGAAAAUAUCCAUGUCAUUUAAAUGCGGGUUAUUCAAGUGUGACAGUUGACCUGUUGAAAUUAUUUUCCACAUAGAAACUCUCUGUUAAAUUGCAAAUGCAUGUGUCAGAAUCUGGUGUUUGUUACUUGUGCUGGUUCAAACCAUCAAGUGCUAAGCUCAGUUUACAAUCUGUGCAUGUGUACCAGUUAAAACGUACCCAGUGUUAUGGUAGAAUAUGUAUAUUGUGUGCUAUAAGAAUAUAUGGGUGUAAUUUAUGAUUUCCCUAUUUUUUUAAUUUCCUUGAUUCUUGCAUUCCCCUUUCUCACUAUCAAAGAACUGUAAAGCCUGCACUUCUAGUUUGUUCUGAUUGUAGUGGCACUAAUAAAAUUAUAUCACAACCAUCAA